GGGGGGGGGGGGGCCGCCGAAUGGGGCGGCUUCGAGGACAACAUGCAGGGUGGCGGCUCCGCCGUCAUCGACAUGGAGAACAUGGACGACACGUCGGGCUCGAGCUUCGAGGACAUGGGGGAGAUGCACCAGCGCAUGAAGGAGGAGGAGGAGGAGGAGGCGGAGGGCGAGGCGGGCGCCGGCGAGGAGGAGGACGGGGAGUUCCUGGGCAUGAAGGGGCUGCGGGGGCAGCUGGGCCGGCAGGUCGCUGACCAGAUGUGGCAGGUGGGGAAGAGACAAGCCUCCAGGGCCUUCAGCCUCUACGCCAACAUCGACAUCCUCCGGCCCUACUUCGAUGUGGAGCCCGUCCAAGUGCGAGCCAGACUGCUGGAGUCCAUGAUUCCUGUGAAGAUGAUUAAUUUCCCACAGAAGAUUGCAGGCGAGCUGUACGGACCCCUCAUGCUGGUUUUCACACUGGUGGCCAUUCUUUUGCAUGGAAUGAAGACCUCAGACACCAUCAUUAGGGAAGGCACACUGAUGGGCACAGCCAUUGGCACCUGCUUCGGUUACUGGCUGGGCGUCUCAUCUUUCAUGUAUUUCCUGGCAUAUCUGUGCAAUGCCCAGAUCACGAUGGUGCAGAUGCUGUCGCUGUUGGGCUAUGGUCUUUUCGGACACUGCAUCACUCUCUUUGUCACCUAUAACAUCCACUUCCACUCCCUCUUCUAUAUCUUCUGGUUGGUUGUUGGUGGACUCUCUACACUACGAAUGGUUGCUGUGUUGGUGUCACGCACCGUGGGACAUACCCAGCGGCUCAUCCUGUGUGGGACUCUUGCUGCUCUGCAUAUGCUUUUCCUCCUCUAUCUGCACUUUGCUUAUCACAAGGUGGUAGAAGGUAUCCUGGACACAUUGGAAGGACCCAACAUGCCCCCCUUUCAGAGAGUUGCCCGAGACAUUCCAGUUGUUUCUAAUGCUGUAUUGAACACAACAGCCAAAACCAUUGCAUUGACCCUGUAGUUUUACAGACUUGGACUUGCUUCCUUCACUACUUUUGGGGCUGCUUAGGGCCACAGUAACCUGCUGCCUCUUAGGAACAGGACAGAACAGCAAGAAGAGAACUUGGUUUUGCUUUCCUGGACCUGUCCUCUGCAUUACAGUUUUGGGCAGCUGAGUGGACUCAGCAGAGGUGAGUCGCACCUCAGUGACUCAGAAGAGCUGCACUCUUCCCCCAUCCAGGUCUGGGCUGUCUUGAGUAGAUGGUUCUGUUGCCUGCAUGUUUAGCUGGGAUUUCCCAGCACAGUUUGUUCCUUAGCCCUCUUUCCGCUAGCUGAUGUAACUCCAGGAGUAUCUGCCCUGUUCCUGUCCUGAAGAGGGAAGAAUUAAAUUUGAUGUUGGUGCUGA
This is a messenger RNA of Ficedula albicollis (Collared flycatcher), 1377 nucleotides long. RefSeq names its product Yip1 domain family member 3 (gene YIPF3). The annotation marks the transcript as partial. Lineage: Eukaryota; Metazoa; Chordata; Aves; Passeriformes; Muscicapidae. The transcript has 9 exons. Gene Ontology annotation, cellular component: Golgi apparatus. The record is from RefSeq and is a predicted model, not a curated record.